Molecule: messenger RNA, 5744 nt
Organism: Vespula vulgaris
Lineage: Eukaryota; Metazoa; Arthropoda; Insecta; Hymenoptera; Vespidae
Product: muscle-specific protein 300 kDa-like
Exons: 9
Coding region: 514-4782 (1422 amino acids)
Biological process (GO): nuclear migration
Cellular component (GO): meiotic nuclear membrane microtubule tethering complex; cytoplasm; nuclear outer membrane
Molecular function (GO): actin filament binding
Source: RefSeq, a predicted model, not a curated record
CUCUCUCUCUCUCUCUCUCUCUCUCGCUCUCGCUCUCUCACUCUCUCUCGCUCGCUCUCUCCCUCUCUCUGUCUCUCCCCCUCCCCUGUCUCUCCCCAUCCCCUCUCUCUCUCUCCUUUCUCCCUCUUCUCUCUCUCUCUCUCUCUUUCUCUCUCUCUGCUCUCUCUCCUCUCUCUUCUCUCUCUUUCUCUCUGUGCCAUCACGUGCGUUUACAAACCGGUAGUACACGCGACCACGUGUAUAAGGAACGACAUUGUGAAUCGAUACACGUUUGUCACGUGUGUGAGCGCAUCUUUCACUUCUUUUACUCUUUGACUCUUUUAGACUUAACGCGCGCGUUUUGCGUGACGUGUGCCCGUCCUCUUGCUCUAUGUAUAAAAUUGUAUUAGUGCGCGUAGUGCAUGCUCACACUCGCUGACGUGCGUGAGUAUUUCCGUAGUGUCGACAUCGUCACGAUCAUCCAAAGAGUAGGAGAAGACUUAAGCUUAUGCUCGGUGAUCCAAAUUCAGAGACAUGUGCACGCCGGAGGAGGCGAAGGUUUGCGAAGAAACCCUGGCAGAACACAAGGAAAGGUUGGCGGAAUUACGCGGUUUGGUAGCACAGAUCGCAUCAGACGUCGGCUUAGACGCUGGCGGUCCGUUACACUGUGAGGUCGAAGCACUUGGUCGUCGACUCGAAGAUGUCCGUGAAACUUUGUCAACCCUCGCCGACACUGCCGACGUGCGUGUCCUUAAUCAAGAACUUACGCAUGUAGAUCUUUGUCAGACGAAGAAUUUCCUCGACACGGUACAACAGAGUUUGACGACUGUCGGUCAAGAAGAAUCCAAUGAGCACUUGAAGCUACUCCGUAAUCAUCUGCUUGCGCUAACACGUACGGAACCACAGCUCCAAUCUAUCAAAGAUAGGACUGUAACAAUGUCAACUCAAGAACCAUCGGUCGUCGAAGUCCUUCAGCAAUGGCAACGAGUAUUCAAAGAAACCUUCCAACAUUAUCACCGUCUAUCUGUUCGUUUGUUUAAGUCACAGGACGUAAUCGCGGUUCUGAAGUUGUGGCAAGAACAUCUAACUUAUGUGCAAGAGUUCUUAUCUAACCGCGUACCCGGUGAUUACAAUGGUUUAUCCGAACAUAGAAAUCUUUGUGAGGUUUAUAGAAAUCUUCUUACCGACCAACAAAAUCACUUGUUAACUAUUCAUGGAAAAGAAGGUAAAGAUCUGAAUGUUACCGAACAGUUCAAUGCUCUGACAAAUCUUCACAAUGAAACAUUGGCAAAAAUCAUGGAAAGACACACCGCUGUACACGAUCGACUCUUAGCAUGGGACAAUUACAGACGUGAUCAAAACGACCUCUUCGCUUGGUUGAAGGACAUUGAGAGAGAACGCAGCCGACUGCAAUUACGCUUCAUACACGUUCAUAGAUUGGAUAAGAUUCUCCAAAGAAUUCAAGCUCUGCUUGAAAAAGUUCCAUCGGGUGAGGCCCAAAUAGAAUCGCUUCAAAAACAACAAACUCCUUUGCUUAUUGAUUGCGAUGAGACUUUGGCCGUUUCGGUACGCAUGGAACAUGCAGCGAACGUUGAACGUAUCGCCAAUUUACGUGCCGGUUUAGAAACCUGGAGAGAUUUCGUUGAGAGAGUACAAAAACUUCAUGAACAACAUGUGGCACAGACCGAUAGGAUCACGAACACGUUACAGGAUAUCGGUCAGAUACUUAAUUCUGUCCUUCACUCGAUCCCUGGUAAAUUGUCACAAACCAAAGAAAAUUUGCUUUUCCUGCAAGAAUUGAAAACUCGUCUGGUCGAUACUAGUAACGAAUUGGAAUCUUUAAACGUACUUACUAAAAAGCUACGAGAAUGUCUUAGUCCUUCUGACAUGAAAUCAUUGAAUCAGCACGUUGCACUUUUGUGGCAACAACAAGGAGACCUCGAUCAUCAGUUAGCUUUAGUCGAGUACAAGCUUGGCGAACGUUGCGGCCUACAAAAUCGUUGGAUCAACAGACAAAGCAGACUGUUGACCUGGAUUGAAGACGCGGAAAGCAGAGUGAAAAAUUGGGACAUGAUCCCUCUUGGUGAACCCGAAAAAGUGCUAAAACGAUUUGAGUGCGAGUUGCAGGCAGAAAUAGCUUUAAAACAGCGAGAAUUCGAGUGGGUGCAAAAAACUGGUCAAGAAUUAAUCGAUGCAACCGACGAUACUGAAAAAGCUAAGGUGCAAAAUGGAUUGGACGAAGUGAACGAAAAAUGGUGUAGAUUACUUACGAGUGGAAAAGUUCGAGCGAAUAAAUUACACGAUUUAAUACAAUCAAUAAACACUCUCGAAAAGAAAUUAAUAGAGCAAAGAAGUUGGAUGACAGGUAUCGAGGCGCAACUUUCCGAAAAUUUCAUCAUCGAAACUGUGAAUCAAAGCUGUAUUGAUAAGAAAUUAGAGGACCAUGAAUACAUUCAAAAAGCUAUUCAAACGGAAGGUGCCAAAAUCGGAGAAGUAUUGAAUCUCUGUGAAAUGUUACUACACGAUUCCGACAUAUGGAAAACAUCUCUGAAUACCGAUACGAUCAAGAACGGUAUGGAAGGUCUUCAACGUCGAUGGAAAACUACGUGUGUUAGAUCGGCUGAACGUAAGCAAGAAAUCAUAUUGGCCUGGAAGUUACUUCGUGAGAUGGAUAAUAUUAGAAUAGAACACGAAGGUUGGAUCACUCAAACAGAAAGUGCACUUGCGAGUUUUGAGAAAGAAAUGAAUGAAAUUACUAAAAAGGAUACGAAGGAAAUGCUAGAGAGAUUGAAAACGAUAAUGAAAGAUAUCGAAGCGCAUGAACCAGCUUUGAAGAUUCUUGAACAAAACUUUGGACGACUUGCAAAAACUAGAUUGGAACCUGAAAAUUUAAAAUCGCUUACAGCUAAAAGUCGUAAAACUAUAGACCGAUGGCUCCAACUUAGUAGUAGAACAAAUUCCAUAAUCGCAGCGAUAGAACGCGAACAAAUGGACUAUCACGAAUUUAGUUUGGCUCAUGGUGCUGCGUUAGUUAGCCUGACACAAAUCGAUAUUCGAUUGACUCAAUUGCAACACUUGCUUACUCCUGAACAACGAACGUCACCACGUGGUAGACUGCAACGAUUAUCUGAAAUCGAAAAAGAAUUAAACGCUCAAAAUGUUCUACUGCAAAAAGCUGAUAAAUUAGCACUCGAAAUUAUGCAGGACAGUCAUCCGGAUGAUGUGGCUAGUAUACAGGAACUCGUGGACGAAUAUCAGUCUUUAUGGAAAGAAAUUAAAACGCGAGUUACUACUUUAAGAACCGAAUUAGAAUCUCAGGAAAAAUCUGAAGUAGACGAAGCCGUUCAGGUUGAAACUUUGAAAUUCGAACAAGACACGGCUGUUCAAGUGAACACUUUGCCUAGAUUAAUUAGAAUGACAUCUUGCGACGCGUAUAUGUUGGAAUUGAAAACAGCUCUCACGGAAUGCCAUCAUUCUUUGGAUGCAUUAGAAACAACUAUCACACCAGAGCCUGUAUCCGGACCAAACCUGAAUACAACAACUAAAACAAUUGCAAAAUUGAUUGGAUGUUGUCAAUCGUCUAUAGAACUUGUGCGUCAUCUCCAUACUUUACUCAUGGAAGACACAAAAUUCAAUGUAGAAACAACGAUAAGCGAAGAGGUGCAAACUGUGAUAACUCGAUACGAAGCUCUUCUUUUACUCGCUAGAACGCGUGAACAACAAAUUAGAGAACUCAGGUCUCCCAUUACAGACGCUUAUUCAUUUCCAUGUAAUCACGAUAGUGGUAGACUAACGUGUCCGCUUUGCUCUCGACGUAACUGGACUCAGUUGGAUAAUGAUCUCUGGCGUCUAGAAAAAUGGUUAGAGUUUGCUGAAGGUACCCAAAGUGAACAACACUCGCCACCGAGUAAUAUCGAGGACCUGGAAUAUGUUAUUCAAGAACAUAGAGAAUUUCUUCAGCACCUUGACAGUCAUAAAAGCAUUGUCGUUAGUUUGAACAUUGUAGGUGUUCAUUUGGCUGAACAUACAGAAGACACUAGCCGCGCAACAGAAUUACGUGAUCGAUUAACUGUUGCAAACACAAGAUGGGACAAAGUAUGUGCGUCAGCUGAAAAAUGGCAAGAACAAUUGCGACGUGCACUUAUUUCGAAUCAUCAAUUUCAUCGUAUCAUCGAAGAGUUGUUUGCUUGGCUCGAAAAGACAGAAAUUGUAAUUAGGACGAGUGAACCAAUCGAUCUUUCCGAAGCUACCGAUAUUCUGGAAACAAAAUAUAACAAAUUCAGGGAACUACGAAGUGACCUUGAGCGCUGUGAACCGCGUGUUUUAUCUCUUCAAGAAUCUGCCAAUCAACUACUAAAUGAACAGGGAGGAGUAAGAGCUCGACUACAAGAACUUCGAUUAAGACUACAAUCGUUACGUCGACUAACAGGCAUCUACUCAUUAAAAUUAGGAGCAGCUUUAGGAUUGGAUCCACGUGAUAUCGGACUCACUGCUACGUCCUCCUCAUUAGCCACUCUUUCUCGCGACCUACUCGAUGAAGCUGCCUCUGGGUCCUCUCAGCCACACACAACAGCUGCCACAGAUGGUGACGAAACACAUCAAAUACCACCAAGACAAGGAUAUAGUUUUCUAGGAAGAGUUCUGCGUGUUUCUCUUCCGAUACAAGCAUUAAUGCUGUUGCUACUUGGUAUAACUUCAUUGAUACCGUCAACAGAAGAAGAUUACAAUUGCAUGCUCUCUAACAAUCUCGCUCGAAGUUUCACUCUAAUGGUCUAUCAUCCAAAUGGACCGCCGCCUUUGUAACAAAAACAGAAUGUCUUCACUUCAUUUAUGUCUAUUGGUAAAAACUACUGCAUUGAUAAAAAACAUUGGAUAUAAGAUUUAACGUAACAUGCAAAACGUUGAAAUAUAAAUGAAUACGCUGCAUAUAUAUAUAUAUAUAUACAUGAAAGUGUAUACAUAACGAUUCCAAAUACAAAAAAAAUUUGUAUAUAUCAUUAUAGCACACGAUUUUCGUAUAUCGUCAAUGACUUAAUUUAUUCUUUGGCUAUAUAAUCCUUUAGAAUGUUACAAACUAUUAAUGAGAUUGCAACAUUUGUGACAUAAUAGUAUUUUGAAUAAAAUAUUUAUAAAGGAUUAAAAGUGAAGUCAGCGAUCGAUAGUAUUGACGAUGUUAGUAUUUAUGAUAAAAAAUUAAACUAAAAAAGUAAUAUAUAUUGAUAAUAAAGAUUAUCACAUUAUUAUUGCAAGAAUGGUUUUUGAAUACACAAUUACUUAGCAAUAAUGCUUCCUUUAAAAUAUAAUGUUCUUUUCUUUAAUAGAAACAUAAGAAAUGAACUAUCUGUAUGAAGUACUUGUAUUAUUCCUGCAUAAAUUACACAAAUGCAGUCUAUUUACAUUAUGCAUAUUUGUUGUAGGAUAAAUUAAGUAAGAUUUGCCGAAUUUUUAUUUUUAUACUUUAUGUUUAUACCAAAUUCGAUACACGAAAUGUCUAAAUCUGAUUUUGAUACAAUAUUACGAUAAAUAAUGGUGCUAAUAUGAAAGACAGUAUGUUAAAUAUAUAUAGAAACUACAUAUUCAAAUUUGUUACUUCAUUGCAAUUGGUCAUAACUGUAUUGAAACUUUGUAAAUAUUAUUUAAUAAUACUUUAAGAUGAUAUUAUAUCAUAAAAAAUAAAGAAUAUAUAAUUUGUGACUAUGCGUAAUGAUAAAUACGCACAGAAUAAUGAGAAAUUAAUUAAAUACAUAAAUACUGAUUUGUCCUUA